UCCGAGACCAAGGCCAAGCUGCAUAAGUAUUACCCGAACUCUGCACCGUCGAUUGGAACGAUUCAUAAGUGGUUUACCGAGUUUCGUUGUGGCCGUACGGGCACAGUUCAUGCUGAACGAUCUGGGCGCCCAAAAGAGGUCACUACACCAGAAAAUGUCGAAAAAAUCCAUGAUAUGAUGUUGAAUGAUCCCAAAGUGAAAUUGAGAGAGGUAGCUAAUGCUGUAGGCAUAUCAUUGGAACGUGUGGGCAAUAUCGUGCAUUCAGUAUUGGGCAUGGAGAAGCUCUGCGCGCGAUGGGUGCCGCGUUUGCUCACAGUGGACCAAAAACGAAUUCGUGUGACAACUUCCCAGCAGAAUUUGGCAUUAUUUUCGCGUAAGCCGCCUGAGUUUUUGCGUCGAUUCAUAACCAUGGAUGAAACCUGGAUCCACUACUACACUCCUGAGUCAACGCAACAGGCAAAACAA
Messenger RNA from Belonocnema kinseyi, 465 nucleotides. RefSeq names its product histone-lysine N-methyltransferase SETMAR-like. NCBI's taxonomy places the organism in Eukaryota, Metazoa, Arthropoda, Insecta, Hymenoptera, Cynipidae. Gene Ontology annotation, molecular function: nucleic acid binding. The record is from RefSeq and is a predicted model, not a curated record. The annotation marks the transcript as partial. The transcript has a single exon.